Molecule: messenger RNA, 2352 nt
Organism: Penicillium salamii
Lineage: Eukaryota; Fungi; Ascomycota; Eurotiomycetes; Eurotiales; Aspergillaceae
Source: the annotation of a GenBank genome assembly
AUGCGGUUUGGGAAAACCCUCCGCAAUGCGGUGUACCCUCCCUGGAAAGGGAAGUACAUUGACUACACCAAGCUCAAGACCCUGUUAAGGGAGAAUGAUGUCACCGGAGAAGACGCCAGUGACUCGGAAGACAACGAAUGGACCGAGCAGGAUGAGGAGGCAUUUGUGCAGGAGCUGCUCAAUGUGCAGUUGGAGAGAGUGAAUUCCUUCCAGGCAGAGACCUCGCAACAACUCCGAGAACGGACCACCGCCUGUGAAGCUAAAUUGCGACCCUUGGCAUCCGAUGCCGAACAAGAAGAGCCCGCCCUCGACGAUCAGAAGAAGCGCUCCGUGGCCUCGGAGGUGCUCCAGGAGCUGGACAGCAUCACCAAGGAAGUCAGUGCGUUGGAGAAAUACAGUCGGAUCAACUUCACCGGAUUCCUCAAGGCCGCCAAGAAGCACGACCGCAAGCGAGGAGCGCGGUACCGGGUGAAACCGUUGCUCCAGGUGCGACUGUCGCAGUUGCCGUUCAACUCGGAGGACUAUUCGCCGCUGGUACAUCAACUCUCGGUGAUGUACUCAUUUGUUCGCGAGACCCUCAGUCAUGACAUCGUGCAACCGAAGGAGACGGAGCGUGGCUCUGGGCGGGAGACCUAUUCAUCAUACAAAUUCUGGGUUCAUGCGGACAAUGUUUUGGAGGUGAAGACGCAUAUUUUGCGACGGUUGCCGGUUCUAAUUUACAACCCGGGAACCUCGAAACACAUUGAUACCGUCACCGAUGACCCCACCAUUACCUCUCUAUACUUCGACAACCCCCAAUUCGACCUUUACAACCAAAAGGUGGCACGAGCCCCCGAGGCCGGAUCUUUACGGCUGCGAUGGACCGGAUCCCUCAAGGACAAGCCGUCCAUCUUCUUGGAAAAGAAAGUCGUCACCGACGACGACGAAAGUCGACAGGUGAAAGUGCAACUGAAGGACAAGCACGUCAAGGAAUUUUUGGACGGAGAAUAUCACUUUGACAAGAAGUUGCUCCGCAUGGAAGACCCCAACAAUGGAGACGCCGCUGCCGCCGAGGCGUUCAAACGGGACGUCGAUGAGGUGCAGUCAUUCAUCAAAGACAACGACUUACAGCCUAUGCUCCGGGCCAACUAUACCCGCACCGCGUUCCAAAUCCCCGGAAAUGAUCGUAUCCGGGUCUCCCUCGACACCAACCUGGCUCUGAUCCGGGAAGAUUCACUUGACAGCGAGCGCCCAUGCCGUGAUGCAGCCAAGUGGCACCGCGAUGACCUGGACGAUGCCGAUAUGACAUAUCCCUUUGAUGGCGUCCGGACUGGAGAAAUCACCCGUUUCCCCCACGCCUUGCUCGAAAUUCAGCUUCGAGGCAAAGCUCACAACACCGAAUGGGUCAAUGACCUGAUGGUCUCCCACUUGGUCAAGGACGCCCCCCGUUUCUCCAAAUUCGUCCACGGUGUGGCCUCAUUGUUUGAGGACCAUGUCAACAGCUUCCCCUUCUGGCUCAGUGGCCUCGAGGGUGAUAUUCGCCGUGACCCGGAGACCGCCUUCCACGAGGAACAAGAGCGACUCGCGAGGCGCGCCGAGGAGGACAUGGCUGUGGGCAGCUUCAUGGGCGGCGCUGGUAGCCCCAGUGCCCGCCCUCUUGUUGGAUCUUCUUUCCAGCAGUUCUCUGCGGGCUCUCCUUCUACAGUGCGACGGCCCUCUGGCGUCACCGAGCCUUCAUCUCGACCUCGUCCCUCCAUUCCUGCCCCCGAGCGUCGUGAUACCGAAGUUGUGUCCGAAGUUGACGAAGAGCCCGCGCCCCCCAGCCGCCUGGAGACCAUUAUCACGUCCCUGGGGCUUUCCCCCGAGCGCUGGCUGGGCAAGGAGUCUGUCUCUCUGCCCCCUGGAGUCCGACACCCAGGGUACUGGAUCAAGGACGUGGGCCCGGUUCGCGUCGAGAGCAAGGUUUAUCUUGCUAAUCAGCGCACCUUCAUCAAAUGGUUGCACAUCAGUAUUCUGCUGUCCAGUUUAUCCUUGGGUCUUUACAAUGCUGCUGGCAAGCACAACCAGGUGGCCCAGGCCCUGGCAGUCGUCUACACCUUCUUUGCCAUCUUUGCCGCGGUCUGGGGAUGGGCUAUGUAUGAGCGACGGGCUCGCCUCAUCCGCCAGCGCAGCGGAAAGGAUCUCGACAACAUGUUUGGCCCUAUUGUGGUUUGUAUUGGUUUGGCCAUUGCCUUGGUUCUGAACUUUGUCUUCAAGUACUCCUCGGCGUUGGAACAAAGCCGCAAUCAUCCGCUUCCCGCUGUCCCUGACCACUCGAAUUCCUCUAUUUCUGGAGUCACUUGGAGCCAGAACCCAGCCCAGCAAGUGUUGUAG